AGAUUCAAUGGAUCAAACAAGCCAUCUGCACUCAGGAAAUGAUGAAGAACCAUCAGUCCUCAUAGGUCGGGCGCUGCUGAGGCUCCGGGAUGCUGCUGCCAUGGCAAUGUCACGUGCCCAACAGAGAGUUUUACAGGCCUUCGUUGUGUUCUCUGUUGUGCUGCUGGUCCUCUGGGUCGCUGCCUUUUUAUACGGGAGCUUCUACUACUCUUACAUGCCCAAGGCAGCUUUUUCCACUUCUGUGCACUAUCACUACAGGACAGACUGUGAAUCUCCAGCCUCUUUUUUGUGCUCUUAUCCAAUGGCUAACAUCUCUCUGAUGAGAAAUAAGAAACAUGUGUUGACAUUCGGCCAGGCAUAUCGGAUCUCUCUGCAGCUGGAGAUGCCUGAAUCCCCGACCAAUCAGGAUCUAGGGAUGUUCAUGAUUAAGACAACCUGUUUCUCUCGGGAUGGAGGGCAAAUUGCCUCCUCUGCUCGCUCUGCAAGACAACUGCUGUCCGCCUCCAGCUCUCGCUUUAGUAUGCUGCGAUACCGCUCAGACCUGCUCAGGACCAUGGGAACAUUGCUGUUUCUCCCGGCGUUCCUGACUGGAACAGUAGAGCAGAAACAAACACUGGAGGUGGAGCUCUUCCCAGACUACACCGACGACCCUUAUGACCCUUCAGUCACAGCCAUCAUUGAGAUCAUGUCUAACAGGGUGCAGAUCUACUCAUCUCACCUCUACGUUCACGCUCAUUUCACUGGCAUAAGAUACAUCCUGUUCUACUACCCUCUCCUAUCAGCCCUGGUGGGCGUGUCCAGUAACUUUAUCUUCCUCAGUGUCCUCUUCGUCCUCAGCUACUUGAGACUGCUGUUGAAAGUGGAGUGGAGACCAGGGCAGCUCAGAACUGUUGGACCGCUAUUGGAGAGGGAAAAAAACACGGACAACACCCAGGAAGCGAAUGAAGAAGAUGCUACUGCAAGUCCUACCGAGCUGCUGGGUCCCCUCCAAAUAACCCCCACAGAAAGGAGCCAGGAGAAACGUCAUAUUCACUUUGGUGACAGCGGAGAGCAGCAGAACAGACACACACUCAGUGAGAGUGAAAUGAAUGAGUCAGAGGCAGACUGAAGCCAUUCAUCAAGAGGAGGGAGAAAGUGUAAAGAGUUAUCUUGUAUGUGAGAUGUAAGGAUGAAGAUUUAAGAUAGAUAUAUUGUUGAAAAUGACCAGAAAGCACCUACUGACAAACAUACUGGGUGCUUGUCUGUCCUGUUGGAUCUGUAGAGCUUUAAGGUGACCAUUUCCAUUCCUACCUCUGUGUCCCGGUAUUUCAGCAUUAAUUGUAACCCUGCAAUUUAUGAGAUUGACAUACUACCUUCAUCACUCCAAAGAAAUCUCACAUUCACACACUCUAUGUGCUGUACUGUCUUGAUAUGGGGAUUGUUUCAGAAAAGUGAUUUGCAAAAAUCUUACAGCAUUUCAAAAAUGAUCACUCGCAAUUAGACUCACAAAUUGUAGAUACAUUUGUGAGCUCUAAAGUCUUCUAGUAUGGGGUUUCUUUUGAUUUGUUAAACACGUCAAAAUUAAAGCAAGAGAAAAUAAUCUCCUGUUGCAAGCUGUUGCUUUCAUGUUGCACAUUUGGUGAAACGGGUCCCUGGUGUUACUUAUGUCAAAUACCUGCACAAAUACUGAAAAAUGCUGCUGACUGUCAAUUUCUUUCACUUAACAAAUUAACUGUUCAAAAGCAACAUAAUAGUUAGAGAGAACAUUAGGAUGUUGUGUUUACUUUCUAUUUCACAGGUUAUAAAAAUAUGACAAACUUAAGUAAAUACAAUGAGAUUUAGUAAAUUAAACAAUAACAUAAACAAAACUUGAGAGUAAAAGUUUCAUUUACAUACUUUCUUCAAGGCAAUCGGUUUACUUGUACAAUAAAAGGAACAUGUCAUAUUUUACAGGCAGAUGUAAU
Molecule: messenger RNA, 1943 nt
Organism: Scomber scombrus (Atlantic mackerel)
Lineage: Eukaryota; Metazoa; Chordata; Actinopteri; Scombriformes; Scombridae
Product: seipin-like
Exons: 9
Coding region: 8-1108 (366 amino acids)
Biological process (GO): lipid storage; lipid droplet organization
Cellular component (GO): endoplasmic reticulum membrane
Source: RefSeq, a predicted model, not a curated record